UCAAAUAGAUAACGUCUUUGUUGUCAUUCUAGAGUCCUUCUUACCAAACGAUAUACCGUUGGCCUUUGAUAGAGAGGAGGCCAUCAGCUCUACCGUAAACUGCACCUAUGUUGCUGUCGAGGCAUCCGCUGUUGUGACCCAGCUUGACUCGGAACCUAUAUUGUCGAUGUACGCCCUGUCAGACAGUGCCACUUUCUCUGGAGACACCCUCGCUAGGUACUAAAUGCUAAUGGCUACUCUCGGCUGAGUUUCCCACCCCCGGCUGUCCUCCAACUCCCCGAGAGCUUGGCAUCAGUUGGAGAAAAAUUUCGGAAGCACCUUUGGGCGCGGUUCAUUUCAUUCAGGCAUUAGAAAGUGUUACUUGUACUCGCAUCAGAACAUAAUCCUUUAUUGGUAAUUGAUUGCAUGACCAGCAUGGGCGAGAAGAAGCGUAAAGAUUCGUCUGGCGCAGCCGAUAUGGUGCCCAAGAAGAGCAAGAAAUCGAAAUCGGCGGACGCCACCGAAGCAACAGAGACAACACUUACCAGUAUGCCGAGCGGCGACCCCGUUCUCAAUGGCAAGAAGAGCAAGAAGUCCUCAGAGAGUGCUCCCGUGACCUCGGCAAAGACCUCUCGCAAGCGGGCGGCCGACUUCAUGGAUGGAGAAGAAAAUGCCCCUGCCACCUCUGAAUCUGCAGCGUCCGUUAAGAAGCCCAAGACCAAAAAGAGCAAGAAGGGCAAACACGAUGAACUCCUCAGCGCCGACGGCAUUAAUGGGGUCGUAGAGCACAGUGGUGACCAAGACCUCGAAACUGCAACCUCGCACAAGCCUGUCUCUACCUCGAUGCAAGCCGAAGCUGAGCGUACCGUUGAACACGAAUUGGAGGAUGAGUUUGCUGGUCUCGAUGCGGAGGAUGGGCGAGACGAAGAGGAGGACGAGGUUGAUGAGGAUGACAAUGCAGCCGCACUUUUGGCUGGCUUUGACAGCGACACGGAAGAUCGUCAAGAAGACAAAGGACUCAACCUCACUACCACGCCUGCCCUCUCCAUGGACAAGAAGACACGCAAGAAGUUGACGAAGCUUGCGGGGAGAGACAGUCACGCCGAGUCAGGUACGGUGUACGUGGGCCGCAUCCCUCACGGUUUCUACGAGACGGAAAUGAAGGAAUACUUCUCACAGUUCGGCGACAUCUCUCGUCUGAGACUCUCUCGCAACAAACGCACCGGCGCAUCCAAGCACUUUGCUUUCAUCGAGUUCAAGUCCAAUGAGGUUGCCAAGAUCGUCGCCAGCACCAUGGACAAUUACCUCCUGUUCGGUCACAUCCUCAAAUGCAAGUACGCCGAGCCCGGCUCGUUACACCCAGAUGUCUGGAAGGGUGCAGACAAGAAGUUCAGAAAGAUUCCACAUGAGAAGCUCGAACGAGAGAAGCUGGCCGCACCAAAGACGGUGCAACAAUGGGAGAAGAAGGUUGACAAAGAGCGGCGCAAACGUGAGUUGAAGGCAAAGAAGCUCAAGAGUCUUGGAAUCGACAUGCCGGAAUGGACCCUAGCAUCUCCCUCGGAUGCAUUACUGCAGAGGCUGGCCGCCGAAGAGGAAACCAAGCAGGUCGAAGAUGCCGAGUCUGCACCGGCUGGCCUGAUUGAACCACCCGAAGGUCUACCCAAGGAUGAAAUCGCCAUCAAGGAGAGCAAGAAGUCUAAGAAGGACAAGGAGAAGAAAGCCGAUGCAGAAACAGCUGCAGAGGCAGAGACACUGGUUGAUCAAGAAACCCCUGCAGAAGCAAAGCCCAAAGCAGCUGCUAAGAAGGACAAGAAGAAGAAGAAGAAGGCUGACCUUGAGUCAACUGAGCCGGCUACAAAAAUUGUAGAACAGGCCCCAGCUGUCGAGGAAGUGGAAGUGAAGACCGAUGGAAAGGCCAAGAAGGAAAAGAAGGAAAAGAAGGACAAGAAGAAGACACCCACUGAGGGACUGAGAGAGGCUGGACAAGCUGCUAUGGACGCUGCUGUGACCCACAUCAAUGAACUUGCCGAUCAAGCAGAGAAGAAGUCCCGGAAGGAUAGGGCAUCGAAGAAAGCGGCACAAGAACCAGCGGAAGAACCUGCUGCUGAAGAAAGUAGUACCGCUGAUAUCGCUGAGCCUGUGGAUGAACCUGAGGCAGAGCCAGAGUCUGAGGCAGCCAUGGACACUAGCGCAGACUUCAUCUCUCUCGGAGCCGCGGCUGACGAUAUCCCCGCGUGGAAGAAAGAACGAAAAGAGAAGAAAGCGGAAAAGAAAGCGAAGAAGGAUCGUAAGAAUCUUGUCAAAGCCCGAGGACCGAAGUCAGGACUCGUCUCGUCCAAGCCCAAGACUGACCCGACUGCUACGGGUAGAGGUGGGGUUCCACUCCUCGGCAAGGAUAAGUACAACAAGGCCAAACGCCAGGAGCACAAGGAGAUGAAAAAGGAGCUUCAGAGCAAGCGUGGUGGUCGUCGAGCCUCAUAAAGCGAGUAUGUUCCCGCACCACCUUUCAGCAUAGCAAGCUGAGAUCUUCUCAACGCUCCCAAGCCACCAGGCGUGCGAUCAUCAAACGACACGACGUUCCAGGACUUUGUGCAACAGCCCAGUAUCCAUCGUCGAGUGCGCAAUGUGGAAGGGGUCCAAGGGAAUGUGAAUAUGGAAGGAUACUUGAGGCAA
Molecule: messenger RNA, 2652 nt
Organism: Exophiala viscosa
Lineage: Eukaryota; Fungi; Ascomycota; Eurotiomycetes; Chaetothyriales; Herpotrichiellaceae
Exons: 2
Coding region: 406-2460 (684 amino acids)
Biological process (GO): maturation of LSU-rRNA from tricistronic rRNA transcript (SSU-rRNA, 5.8S rRNA, LSU-rRNA)
Cellular component (GO): nucleolus
Molecular function (GO): RNA binding
Source: RefSeq, a predicted model, not a curated record